This is a messenger RNA of Macadamia integrifolia, 758 nucleotides long. Its product is annotated as 60S ribosomal protein L35a-3. The record is from RefSeq and is a predicted model, not a curated record. NCBI's taxonomy places the organism in Eukaryota, Viridiplantae, Streptophyta, Magnoliopsida, Proteales, Proteaceae. The transcript is spliced from 6 exons. Gene Ontology annotation, molecular function: structural constituent of ribosome. Gene Ontology annotation, cellular component: ribosome; cytosolic large ribosomal subunit. The coding region runs from base 103 to 441 and encodes 112 amino acids. Gene Ontology annotation, biological process: cytoplasmic translation; ribosomal large subunit biogenesis.
CGGCCACUCUCCGCCAGAUCAAGUCGCCGCAGACGAUUUCUAUCCGCAUACCUUAGUUUUAUAGACCUCUGCCCGCCGCUAGCGAGGGAAAUCGCAGCGAAGAUGGUGAAGGGGCGCCAAGGAGAGCGAGUCAGACUCUAUGUGAGGGGAACUAUCCUCGGAUACAAAAGGUCGAAAUCAAACCAGUACCCCAACACGUCUUUGAUCCAGAUUGAGGGUGUGAACACAAAGGAGGAGGUCGGAUGGUAUUGCGGUAAGCGUAUGGCCUAUAUUUACAAGGCCAAGGUCAAGAAGAACGGAUCUCAUUAUAGAUGCAUCUGGGGAAAAGUGAUCAGGCCACAUGGUAACAGUGGAAUCGUUCGAGCAAAGUUUAAAUCCAACUUGCCUCCCAAGUCCAUGGGUUCUAGGGUUAGGGUUUUCAUGUACCCAAGCAAUAUAUGAGGGUUCUAGGGUUAGGGUUUUCAUGUACCCAAGCAAUAUAUGAGCAGUGCUUUGGUAUGUGAAGAUGCCAUGUUGGGAAUUCCAGAGGCAUGGAGGUUUCGAUUUUCACCAUCCAUCUGGAGCUAGGAGCUAGGUUUUGAAGUUUUUGUAUUCAAGAGCUACAAUUGUUAGUUUUGUGUUUUCAGGAUAAUGAAUUUAACAUUUAUGAAUGUUUCUUUAUGGGAUUCUUCACACCCAGUUGCCUCUCAAUUGGCAUCAUGGGUUUAGAACUUGGUGGAACUAAGCUUAUUCGAACUCAGUUUGUUAGAAGUUCUCCA